Molecule: messenger RNA, 5069 nt
Organism: Acipenser ruthenus (sterlet)
Lineage: Eukaryota; Metazoa; Chordata; Actinopteri; Acipenseriformes; Acipenseridae
Product: cyclic AMP-dependent transcription factor ATF-1
Exons: 8
Coding region: 2459-3406 (315 amino acids)
Biological process (GO): regulation of transcription by RNA polymerase II
Cellular component (GO): ATF4-CREB1 transcription factor complex; nucleus
Molecular function (GO): DNA-binding transcription factor activity, RNA polymerase II-specific; protein binding; RNA polymerase II cis-regulatory region sequence-specific DNA binding
Source: RefSeq, a predicted model, not a curated record
UUUACUUCCUCAUUCAAGGUCCUGAAAUCAAAGCACUUUCUCUGUGUUGUUGCUGUAAUAAUUCUUUCUUUUUUAAAAGAUCUAUGAGCGUACACUGCUAUGCACGUACUAUCUGUCUUCUUAAAGACACCCCUAAAUGUGCAGAUCUCUGCAAGGAGAACAAAGGGACACGUGGUUGGCAGGUAGACAGUGAUUGUUGGCACCCUGGUGUAGAUGCGCUGGGUUGGUCUGGAUACUGUGCUGUGUUUGUUUCCUGAGUCUACAUGCUCUGCACAGCACGGUGCACGGUGGCAUACCUGUGUGUGUGUGUGUCCCUCACUGUGCACACGUCUGAGGUCAUGUGUUUUUGUAUGCAAUGUUGUGACUGACCAAAAUAAACCAAGAAAUGACGCUUGAUAACGCGCAUGCUUGCUGAUCUAUUUGCUGUAAAUAUCAAUCACAGAUCAGUUGUUCAGGUUUAACAGGCUCUCUGAGCGCUGAAAGAGCCUCCCACAUUCUAACAUUAAAAUAUAUAUCUAUAUGCUUGCUGAUCUAUUUGCUUUAAAUAUCAAUCGCAGAUCGGCUGUUCAGGUUUAAUAGGCUCUCUGAGCACUGAAAGAGCCUCCCACAUUCUAACAUUUAAAAAUAUAUCUAUAUACUUUCCAUAUCGUUGGGUCGUCCACAGCACAAGGUUUAGGUCUAUGCUGUGUAAAUGUUUAUAACCUAGAAAUGAUGACUGAAAGGGCAGUUGUGUUACGAUUGCUUCCAGCCUAUUUUCCAUACAAGAUCUUGUUCUUGCAGCAGCUUGCAUGCUGAGGCACCACCCCACCUUGUCCCUUUUAUAUGCAUAUAUAAUUCCUUGCUAAUGACUGCUGUCUACCCUAAACCAACAGCAAGAAAGGGAAAACGUUUUCUUUGCUACAUAAGUGAAGCACAACUUUUGUCUACCCUGCAGGCACCCAUCCUGCUACAGACUAGUCAAUUUAAGCUUGCUUUGCAGGCUGACUCAACCAGCCCUGGCCGAGAAUCAGACCCCAGGGUUCCUCCCAAUAACAAACCAGUCUGCGCUGCUAACCCACAGCGUGAUUAUGUGGCUCAGGAUGGCAUUCUUUGCGGUUUAAUCAUUUCUUGUCCCGACAGGCUGCCCUCAAACCUUACACUGUGUUGGUCUGUUCCUUACACGCAUCCAUGCCUUCCUGCUCUGCUUGCAGACAGGCUUGGGAAUGAAUGCCUGCUCCUUCAAGCGUUUACUGCGCUGGGGCCAUCCAGCUAGACGGAGCCGAGGGAGAGAGAUAUAAAAAGCAGGGCUGUGAUCUCAGUAAGCAAAAAUCAAUGACUCCCAUUUUCACUGGGGAACGUGUGAUGACACAUAUGUAAGGUACCAACAACUGCCAAAGCAGAGACCGACUCAUUCUGCGAGGGAGAGCUGCCUGCUUUUCUUUCACAUUCAGACUGACUGCUUCAUGUGUUUCCCUGGCUGCUGAUAUUGACUCUCUUGGGGCUGCCACAUGCAGUUACUGUUGAGUGUGAUGUGGUGAAGGGUAUUCUGUAAAUAUUCUGAUCAGGGUUUAAGUCAUGGUUUAAGGGGUCUGUUCCUGACACCUGUCCCACGGUCUACCCUUGCCCAUUUCAAAAAAUACUUUCCAUAUCGCUGGGUCGUGCACAGCACCUGCAAUACUUCAUUGCAAAAGAACAAGGUUUAGGUUUGUGCUGUGUAGACAUUUAUAACCUAGAAAUGAUGAAUGAAAAUCUUCUGAUAUUUGGGCAGUAAUACUAUUGCUGCCAGCCUGUUUUCCAUACAAGAUCUGAAGGGAAACCUGACCUUGUUCCUGCAGCAGCGUGCAUGCUGAUGCACCACCCCACCUGGUCCCUUCAAGGUCUGUGUGCAGCUGUAUAAUUCCUCACCAAUGGCUUUCAUGCGCACAUUAGUGUGAGUGGAAAACUGGAAAUGUUUUAUCGUGUUUGCAUCGCUGAAGGUUGUAAACAGGAAAUGAAACAAAGACAGUUGGUGGUGGUGUUUUUUUUUCCCAGAGGGUUCGCUUAUUGCAAAAUAAUAGCAGAAAAUGUAAUUUGAAUGAAAUUGAAAAUUACUUUUCUAUGCUGUUCUAUUGAAAGAAAAAUUAAUUGUCAUAUUGUUUUUUUUUUUAAUUGUCUCAAUCCUAAAAUUCUAGGUGAUGCUUUUGGCCACAGCUGCUCUGUAUGUGUGCAACCAAAAACAGUUUUUAAAUCAUCUUUCAAAAUGACCAACAUUUCAGAAUGGAAAAUGUCAUUACCUCUCACACCCUGACUAAAAUAAAGGCGUGUUCCUCACCACAGCUUUAGUCCACCCUUUUAGCUUUGCUUCCUUCACUCUCAAAACUCACACAAGAUAGUUCUGGAGUGUGGCUUCAGUUCCUCUUCAGGGCAUCAGCGCUUCAAGCAAUUGAAAGAGGGUUAUCUACAGCAUGAUAUCAUCACCCCAGUGCAGGAGGAGCUGAUAAUGGAGGAGGUGCAGCAGAACAACAGCAAUGGCACUGAAUCACAGACAAUCACCAUUCCAACCACAUUGCAUGCAUCCCAGAUCUCACAGAUUGCCCAACAGAUGUCUUUGGGAGGUUCUCCAAUAACGGUGGUUCAGCUGCCGAGUGGACAGCUUCAGGUUCAGAGUGUCAUCCAGACAGCCCAGUCGGUCAUCCAGUCCCCUCAGGUACAGACUGUGCAGGUAUCGUCGCUGUCUGACAGUGAAGAUUCACAGGAUUCCUCAGAUAGUGUGGGUUCAUCACAGAAAUCAAGAGACAUCCUAGCCAGGAGACCAUCAUACAGGAAGAUUUUAAACGACCUGUCGUCGGAGGAGAUGGCAGCGCGCAAUGAUGAAGAGGAGAACGCUUCCUCUACGGGCAUGACGACAAUGACGGUACCAACACCCAUCUACCAGACCAGCACCGGCCAGUACUUUGCGAUUGGCCCUAAUGGAGCGAUCCAGCUGGCCAGCCCUGGGACAGAUGGGAUACAGGGUCUACAGACACUAACGAUGACCAAUUCUGGAGCCACAGCACAUCAAGGGACCACCAUUCUACAGUACGCACAGACGUCAGACGGACAGCAGAUACUGGUGCCCAGCAAUCAAGUUGUUGUGCAGUCAGCCGGAGGGGACAUGCAGACGUACCAGAUUCGAACGACCCCCACCACCACCACGUCCUUGCCACAGACUGUGGUGAUGUCGUCGCCGGUCACUCUCUCGUCUCACUCCACCAAGUCGGACGACCCACAGAUGAAAAGGGAAAUCAGACUAAUGAAAAACAGAGAAGCGGCGCGGGAAUGCCGUAGGAAGAAGAAGGAAUACGUGAAAUGCCUGGAGAACCGCGUGGCCGUCCUGGAAAACCAGAACAAGACGCUCAUCGAGGAACUGAAGACUUUAAAAGAUCUUUAUUGUGUCAAAACGGGGUAAAAGAAAAACAAAGCAUCAACGCGACAGGAGCGCUGAUAAAAUGCAAAGACUUGUGGGUGGGGGGUGGGAACAUUUAUUAAUCCUUUUUUGGUUUUUUUUUACAUAAAAUUUAACCGCUCACAGGGAUACAGUAGAGAAAAACAAAAAACUUCCAUGUGUUUAUACCUUUUAAAAAAAGAACAAUUUUAGUAGGAUUGUUAUACAGUACUUGCAUCUUUUUAUUGUAGGAAAAAAAUAAAAUAGAAAAAAAGGCUAAUAUUAAGGACAAAGACAGCGGAUCCUGAAUUAACCUGACACACUGUCACAGCGGCAGUCGUGUUUUUUUUUUUUUUUUUUUUCUUCGCAAUAGCAACUCCCUCAUCUUUUUUUUAUAUCAUGAACUACAGUAUUCUAUUUAUGUAACUAUGCCUUGUGAUCCGUGUAAAAUGUAUGGGUAAGCAAUUUUAUUUUGUUGGCUGUGGUCCUUGAUUUUGCUGAAUUGGUACAGUAGAGACACCCCCAAUCCUUCAAAACUGAUGCAUUGAAAUUCUUUACAGUAACCAUUUCAACAAGAAAACGCUUCCGCAUCUCCGGGACAACAGGUUGGGAUCUUAUAUCCUUGUUUGUUUGGUUUUUCCUGUAGAUUUGGGAGAUGAAUCUGUAAUAAACAGCAAGUCUAGAGGGAUUUAUUUGGAUGGAUCUGACUUGUUAAUGACAGACGCAGGGUUAUUCAGAAGAACUUAGAACUGAGAACAUAACACUCUAUCAUCAGACACAAGGUAGAGCUGAAUAGUAAACUAGUAAUAAAAUCAGACAGUUCCGUGUUGGUAAUUAUGUGAGAUAAUGACUUCUCGUUAACUUUUGUCAUUGUUUUUAAAUACCCUGUUUCUCCAGUGCAAAUGCAACUAUGAUGUUUUAAUUGGAUCCCCCCCUUGCUAAACGGUGUAUUGGAUCAUACCUACCCAGGCAAAGUUAAAGCAAGCUGUUAAAUUAUGUCUGCAGGUCUUGGGUUGUAUUCAGCUGAUCAGAACUGUAAGGGGUCCAAUACCGCCCUCGUGGAAACCGUUAAAAGAAGUUCUUUGUAGAUGCCAUCUAACCCCCUGUGUGAGGGCUCGCUAGUGAAUUUAUGUCUUUAAAAGUAACAUUUAAACUGUGGCAGUAAGAUACACAGCUGUUUCUGGUCGAUUUUAAUAAGACCCCUUUGUGUUUUUGUGAGUCUGUUUUAACACGGAACCGUUUCUAGAUUUCUGCAAAUGCAGCUUUCAGUCUGCUUGACAAGAGCUUUUUAUAUGUUAAAGAAAUAAAAUCAUUUUAAAAAUCGCGUUAUCCUCCUAGAUGUGUCGUCUCGCUACUGACCUUGCAAGAGCUUUUGAAAUCAGAUAAUGUACAGUUAUUUUUGUGGAGGGCAAGGAAAAAAGAAAAAAACAAAGACCACGUGCUUUGGUUUUUAUUAAUAAUUUACAACGCAGAACGUGUUCAUUCUGUGAUAGGUCAGCGUGUGUAUUUUUCUUAAGAAUAUAUAUAUUACUGUAGAACAAUAUUUUAGAUUCUCAAGCUCACUGUAUCUGCUAAAGAAAUGUAAUGCUUUAUUUCCUAUGAUGCGUGCAUUACUUUUUUUUUUUUUUUUCAAAAGUUUUGUUGUCCAAUGUAAAUAUAUAUAUAAAAAUAGUCUCUGUUCCCUGUG